Molecule: messenger RNA, 1478 nt
Organism: Manis javanica (Malayan pangolin)
Lineage: Eukaryota; Metazoa; Chordata; Mammalia; Pholidota; Manidae
Source: RefSeq, a predicted model, not a curated record
UCCCGAGUUGCUGCUGCAGCAGGAGGAAGACCGCAGCAAGGAUCUCCAGGCUUCCCAUUUGCUGAAAUAACCAUUUAAAGAACUGUGCAUGGUGCUGAGGUUACCACUCCGAGAUCAGUGUGUGCCUUUCUAUGGUGCUGAGAUCUGUAUCUGUGGACCUGAAUGUUGAUCCCUCGCUUCAGAUUCACAUACCUGAUGCAUUCAGUGAGAGAGAGAAAGUCAAAUUUACAGUGCACACCAAGACCACAUUGCCCACAUUUCAGAGCCCGGAGUUUUCUGUUACACGGCAAUAUGAAGCCUCUGUGUGGCUACAUGCCACUCUUAUUGAAAAUAUAGACUAUGCUGGGCUUAUUAUUCCACCUGCUCCUACAAAGCCUGACUUUGAUGGACCUCGAGAGAAGAUGCAGAAACUGGGAGAGGGUGAAGGGUCUAUGCCCAAAGAAGAAUUUGCUAAGAUGAAGCAAGAGCUGGAAGCUGAGUAUCUUGCUGCCUCUAAGAAGACCGUGUCCUCCCAUGAAGUCUUCCUUCAGCGGCUUUCUUCCCACCCUGUUCUCAGUAAAGAUCACAACUUUCAUGUUUUCCUCGAGUAUGACCAGGAUCUAAGUGUUAGGAGGAAAAAUACCAACGAGAUGUUUGGUGGCUUUUUCAAAAGUGUAGUGAAAAGUGCUAAUGAAGUCCUUUUUUCUGGAGUUAAGGAGGUAGAUGACUUCUUUGAGCAAGAGAGGAAUUUCCUCAUUAACUAUUAUAAUAGGAUCAAGGAUUCGUGUGGGAAAGCUGACAAAAUGACCCGGUCCCAUAAAAGUGUCACUGUUAACUACAUCCACACUGCAGCCUGCUUGCACAGCCUGGCUUUAGAGGAGCCUACGGUCAUCAAAAAGUACCUAUUGAAGGUUGCUGAACUGUUUGAAAAACUUAGGAAAGUAGAUCGUGUCUCCUCAGAUGAAGAUUUAAAGCUGACAGAGCUCCUCCGAUACUACAUGCUCAACAUAGAGGCUGCUAAGGAUCUCUUAUACAGACGCACCAAAGCACUCACAGACUAUGAGAACUCAAACAAAGCCCUGGAUAAGGCCCGGUUGAAAAGCAGGGAUGUCAAGGUGACUGAGGCGCAAUAGCAGGAAUGCUGCCAGAAGUUUGAACAGCUUUCUGAAUCUGCAAAAGAAGAACUAAUCAAUUUCAAACGAAAGAGAGUGGCAGCAUUUAGAAAGAAUCUAAUUGAAAUGUCUGAACUGGAAAUCAAGCAUGCCAGGAACAACGUCUCCCGGCUGCAGAGCUACGUUGACUUGUUCAAGAGCAACUGAUCAGCCUGUUCUCUCAAUGAAGGACAUGAUGGGAAAGCCAGUGUACUUGCACUUAAAUCAUUACCACAGAAGACUUAUUACCCUUGACUUCAGUUUAAGAUGAUGUGAAUAAAUAAUUUUGAUUUCUAAAAAUCUUAACACUUAACCAUGUUGGUUUAAAAAUAUUUUAUUGCAUGCUAC